UGUGCACAGGAAGUGUUUUUACUGCACCGAAAGGUUUGAUUGUUUGGUAGCAUGCUAGCAAGUUAGCAGCAGUUACCGGGCAGUUAGACCACCGUGUUUCUCCCGGUGUUUGUUAGCAUGUUAGCAGCGGUUACCGGACAGGCUGACCGUGUUUCUCCCGGUGUUUGGUUAUCUUUCUGGAAGUCUGACCGGAGAUCUUUGGAUCCAGCGGGAGAAAGAAAAACAUGAGACACGAACAAGAUGGCGGAUACAAACGGUCACCUGAGUCGAGAGGGAGAGGAGGCAGAUUACCCAGAAUCCCUUGAGGGUGGCGCCUCUGAGCAGCAGCUCUACGAGGAGGUGGAAGUUAAGUUGGAGGAAGAGGACGACGAUGAAGAAUUCAGUCGCCAGGACGCUGUGAGCAGCAGCGGGACUGGAAGAAGUCCAGGCAGCGAGCAGAGAGCGGACGUUAAAGUGAAGAAGGAGCAUCAGUGCGACGAGUGUUCGAAGAGCUUCGACUGGCCGUGUCGCCUGAGGAUCCACCAGAGGAAUCACACGGGGGAGAAACCGUUCGAGUGCCCCGACUGUGACAAACGCUUUAAGAGUAACGCCAUCCUGUCGGCCCACCUGAAGACUCACGGCGCCGCGCGGCCAUUCUGCUGCCACGAGUGUGGGAAGUGUUUCCUGCAGAGGCAGGCGCUGGUGGAGCACGUGAGGACUCACACGGGCGAGCGGCCCUUUAACUGUCAGCUCUGCAGCCUGAGCUUCUCCGCUAAGGGCCACCUGCAGCGCCACCUGCUGACGCACACGGGCGAGCGGCGCCACCAGUGUGUGGAGUGCGGGAAGUGCUACAAGAGGAAGGAACACCUCAGCAGCCACAUGCGCGUCCACAGCGGCGAGCGUCCCUACAACUGCAUGAACUGCGGCCGCAGCUACAGAGAGCCAGGACGCCUCCGGCUGCACCUGAGGACGCACACCGGGGACAGUAAACGCCACGUCUGCGCGCUUUGUGGGCUGCACCUGGUGUCGGCCAAUCACCUGCAGAGGCACAUGCAGACGCACGGCGGCGAGCGGCCACACCGCUGCCCUGACUGCAGCAAGCGCUUCAGCAGGAAGGACAAGAUGAUGGAGCACAUGAGGAUCCACACGGGAGAGAAACCGUACCAGUGCUCGCAGUGCACGCUCAGCUUCAGGUGGAGGGCGGCGCUCAACGCUCACACACACACACACCGCGGCGGGAGAGCCGCUCUGAUUGGACAGUGUUCGGACUCGCGCUGAGAUUUAUAUUUUAUUUUUUUACUGGAGAUGCACGAUAUAUAUCGUAAUUUAUAUAUAAUCUUUUGUUUGUAAUUUAUUAAAAUAUUUAAUUGUAUAAUAUUUUCACAAUCUGGUCAACAAAUCAAACUACUCCAAUAAAUGCAUAAUAUUAA
Cottoperca gobio is the source of this 1409-nucleotide messenger RNA. RefSeq names its product gastrula zinc finger protein XlCGF8.2DB-like. Gene Ontology annotation, biological process: regulation of transcription by RNA polymerase II. The transcript is spliced from 2 exons. Bases 241 to 1257 code for a protein of 338 amino acids. The record is from RefSeq and is a predicted model, not a curated record. Gene Ontology annotation, molecular function: DNA-binding transcription repressor activity, RNA polymerase II-specific; RNA polymerase II cis-regulatory region sequence-specific DNA binding. NCBI's taxonomy places the organism in Eukaryota, Metazoa, Chordata, Actinopteri, Perciformes, Bovichtidae. Gene Ontology annotation, cellular component: nucleoplasm.